Molecule: messenger RNA, 632 nt
Organism: Xyrauchen texanus (razorback sucker)
Lineage: Eukaryota; Metazoa; Chordata; Actinopteri; Cypriniformes; Catostomidae
Gene: polr3k
Product: polymerase (RNA) III (DNA directed) polypeptide K
Exons: 3
Coding region: 105-431 (108 amino acids)
Biological process (GO): DNA-templated transcription; termination of RNA polymerase III transcription
Cellular component (GO): RNA polymerase III complex
Molecular function (GO): zinc ion binding; DNA-directed RNA polymerase activity; nucleic acid binding
Source: RefSeq, a predicted model, not a curated record
UUGCGAACAGAAGCGAGAAUGUUUAUGACCACGUUUUUUUUUUAACUGAAUCGGAAUAACACAGUAGCACUUUUUGCAUACAUUAUUAUAUUGUUGUUUGGAAAAUGCUUCUAUUUUGUCCAACAUGUGGAAAUGUGCUGAUCGUGGAGGAGGGUCAAAGAUGCUACAGAUUUGCUUGCAAUACAUGCCCAUAUGUUCACAACAUCACGAGAAAGGUCAAUAAUAGAAAGUACCCCAAACUGAAAGAGGUUGAUGAUGUUCUCGGGGGCUCAGCUGCUUGGGAAAACGUGGACUCUACACCAGAACCUUGUCCAAAAUGCGAGCACCCAAGGGCCUAUUUUAUGCAGAUACAAACCAGAUCAGCUGAUGAACCUAUGACAACUUUCUACAAAUGCUGCAACCUACAAUGUGGGAAUCGGUGGAGAGACUAAAUCAGGCCUCUGAUUUCUUUCUUUUUUUUUCACAUUUUGGCUCAGAGUAAAUGCUCACAAUGGAAUCUACCCUGCUGUUUUCAUAUAUAAGAUUCUAUAUUUAUUUUGGAGGGAGUUAGAUAUUGUGACAACAUGUGGAUUAGGAAAAUAAGAUGUAUUUACACAUGAAUACUUGCCUACUUCCUCACUAGUAUGUAUACA